Molecule: messenger RNA, 558 nt
Organism: Adineta steineri
Lineage: Eukaryota; Metazoa; Rotifera; Eurotatoria; Adinetida; Adinetidae
Source: the annotation of a GenBank genome assembly
AUGGUCUUUGAAGAGAAUGGAACACAUUCCAUUAAUGAAUAUCGUACAUCAAGUUCGGCUGAAAUCAAGCGUCAUCAAACGCCAAUUGUGAAAUGCAUUGAACAACGAUUUGCUCAGUUUCAAGGUGAUGUUGAUAUAGAAUGUUUAGAGCAAUUGCAAGUAGUGAAAUACAAAGUCGAUCAACAGUAUAAACCUCAUUAUGACUGGUUCGUGGAACCGAAGCUUAUGAUCAAUGGAGGCCAACGAGUAACAACAUUUUUUACAUAUCUUCAAGCCAAUUGUUCCAUGGGUGAAACAGAAUUUCUUGCUAUUCCAUUCAAUAAAUCAUUGCAUGAGCAAUUUUGUGAUAUCUUAGUUUGUGAUGAAAAAUCAACUGAGCUGGGUAUUCGAUUUCGCCCGUUGCCUGGAAAUAGUAUCUUCUGGUAUAAUAUGAAUGAAUAUGGUGAAGUAGAUUAUUUGACAUUUCAUGCCGGUCGUCCGCCCGGUAAAAAUGGCCAUAAGAUUGGAUUAAAUACUUGGACACGGUUAAACAAAGUUUUCAUACGACCCAAGAAAUAA